Molecule: messenger RNA, 614 nt
Organism: Argentina anserina (silverweed cinquefoil)
Lineage: Eukaryota; Viridiplantae; Streptophyta; Magnoliopsida; Rosales; Rosaceae
Product: NADH dehydrogenase [ubiquinone] 1 beta subcomplex subunit 7
Exons: 2
Coding region: 80-394 (104 amino acids)
Cellular component (GO): mitochondrion
Source: RefSeq, a predicted model, not a curated record
UCUUCAAUCGCCACCUGAGAGCUGUGCUGGGCCAAAAACGACGUCGUAGAGCGGAGGGCGGAACCCUAGGAGGAGCGAAAUGGCGGCGGAGGGAACAACGAAGAAGAUGAUAGCGACGCAGGAGGAGAUGGUGGAGAACAAGGUGCCGAUAGCGUAUAGGGAUCAGUGCGCGCACUUGCUGAUACCUCUGAACAAGUGCCGCCAGUCGGAGAUGUACCUGCCCUGGAAGUGCGGCGACGAGCGCCACGUGUACGAGAAGUGCGAGUACGAGCUCAUCAUGGAGCGGAUGCUUCUGAUGCAGAAGAUCAAGGAGAAGGAGGCGGCGCUGAAUCAGAAGGCUCCGAUUCACCAGGGCCAAGCUAUCCCUCUCAUUCCCAAGACCGCCAAUGCUUGAGAGGAAGCUUAAAUCGGAGAUGUGGAUAUUUUGAUGCUUUUCACCGCUAAUGAUGAUAAAAUUCGUGGGACUGUACUGAGACAAUGAUGAUAGACCCUUUACUUUUCUCAGUUGGGCAACCUGUUUCAACCUAUUGAAUAAAUUAAACUCCUCUCAUUUUCUGGAUUUUGUAUUGAUAUUCUGGAAGGAUAUUUGCACAUUUGAGCUCUGCUAUUGUACU